AUGGCAUCCAGUCGCUCGCUCCACAGCUCGGAUAUCGCCCAUGGCGGCUCCCCCUGCUCGGCACCGCCUCGAGCUCGCUAUGUCGUGCGCCCUGCUCUCUGUUGCUGCUCGCUGGUGCUCCGCCAUGGAGCUCGCCCGCGACGCCCGACAUUCUGUCUGUUCGUGCUCGCCCCUGUGUCAACCCCGUCGUCGCGCCGGUAUCCUGCUCGCGAGUUUCUCCUGCGCACUAUAGUGCUGGCCGGUCUUCUCUUCCAGCUCGCUCCCUUCGCUAGCCGUCCUAGCUCCAAUCCAUGGCGCUCGGCACCUACACUCCAUGGUCCUGGGCGACAACACAGAGUGCGUGGUCGCCGACCCGACAACCGCCAUUCCCUGCUCGGUCAUGGCAACGGGCCACCGCGCCCCUGCUUCCGGCUCCCUGCCCUCCCAUGGAGCCCAGCGCCGCCUCGAAUCUGCCAUGUCCAUUGCAGGUCGUCGAUCUCCUAUUUGCCCUGGACAUCGCCUCGACGCCCCAUCACAGCAGCUCGUCAUGGAACUCUUGUGCUUGUUGUUGAUUCCCGGUUGUCUCCGACCUUUGUCUCGCCAUGUCUUUCGGUCAUCAAGGACUGA
Zea mays is the source of this 606-nucleotide messenger RNA. RefSeq lists its product as uncharacterized. Lineage: Eukaryota; Viridiplantae; Streptophyta; Magnoliopsida; Poales; Poaceae. The record is from RefSeq and is a predicted model, not a curated record. The coding region runs from base 1 to 606 and encodes 201 amino acids. The transcript has a single exon.